Onychostoma macrolepis is the source of this 3120-nucleotide messenger RNA. RefSeq names its product selenoprotein O1 (gene selenoo1). The record is from RefSeq and is a predicted model, not a curated record. The transcript is spliced from 10 exons. Lineage: Eukaryota; Metazoa; Chordata; Actinopteri; Cypriniformes; Cyprinidae.
CUGCCCUCUUCGGGGAACACGGGAACGCGCAGUAAUCUUAGACAACUUAAUCCAGAUAUUUUAAUCAAAUCCACAAAUUCGUUUGAAGAACCAAAUUAGCCAGAGAUCAGUUAUCAGGAUUAGAAGAUCUGGCAUAUUUCAAAUCAUCUCAGAUGUAUUAAGCGAGGGGGAACAAAAACAACGACGGACCAGAUUUCCGUGGUCAGAUGAGAACAGCUUGGUGGUUCUUUCUUUGCAGUUACGUAAGGAUGACUGUCACUUUUUCCUAGUCGCCUUAACUAACAAGCUUUGUUAGACAUCAGUACGAUGUGAAUGGCUUCUGCUGGAGCGCGUUUAGCGCGGCUUUAUAUAUCAUGUUCUGGUGUUAUUUUGCGUAGAUCGCUAUCUCAUGCUGGGAUGGACGACAUGGGCAUAAACACAAGCCGCUCUUGUCUUGAGCGACUGGAGUUUGACAAUGUUGCUCUUAAAAAGCUUCCACUGGACCCAUCCACCGAACCAGGGGUCCGACAAGUCCGGGGGGCCUGCUUCUCUAGAGUCCAACCCACCCCUCUGAAGAACCCAAAGUUUGUGGCUGUCUCAGGUCCAGCUCUGGCACUGCUGGGUCUUGAUGCUGAUGAGGUUCUGGAAGAUCCACUGGGCCCAGAGUAUCUCAGUGGUUCUAAAGUGAUGCCAGGAUCAGAGGCUGCUGCCCAUUGCUACUGUGGACACCAGUUUGGACAGUUUGCAGGACAGCUUGGGGAUGGAGCUGCGUGUUAUCUGGGAGAAGUGAAAGCCCCGGUGGAUCAGAGCCCUGAGUUACUGCAUGAGAAUCCCACUGGACGCUGGGAGAUCCAGGUGAAGGGUGCUGGACUGACACCAUACUCUAGGCAGGCAGAUGGGCGAAAGGUUUUGCGGUCCAGCAUACGUGAGUUCCUCUGCAGCGAAGCAGUUUUUGCCUUGGGAGUCCCGACCACGAGAGCUGGAUUGGUAGUGACGUCAGAUUCACGAGUCAUGAGGGAUAUCUACUAUGAUGGCAAUCCACGCAUGGAAAGAUGCUCUGUGGUCUUGCGCAUUGCUCCCAGCUUUAUAAGGUUUGGAUCAUUUGAGAUCUUCAAACGAGCUGAUGAGUUCACUGGCCGCCAAGGUCCCAGCUAUGGCCACGAUGAGAUCAGAACCCAAAUGCUGGAUUAUGUCAUUGAGACCUUCUACCCAGAGAUCCAUCAGAAUCACUCCGACCGCAUUGAGAGGAAUACUGCUUUCUUCAGAGAGGUGACACUACGAACAGCGAGGCUGGUGGCUCAGUGGCAGUGUGUGGGUUUCUGUCAUGGAGUCCUCAAUACUGACAACAUGAGCAUCUUGGGCCUGACUUUGGACUAUGGGCCUUUCGGCUUCAUGGACCGUUUUGACCCAGAUUUCAUCUGUAAUGCCUCCGAUACUUCAGGGCGGUAUUCUUACCAAGCCCAGCCAGCCAUCUGCCGCUGGAAUUUAGCUCGGCUCGCUGAAGCCCUGGUACCUGAUCUACCUCCGGACAGGGCCGAGCAGGUGCUGGAUGAGUAUCUGCCUCUUUACAAUGGCUUCUAUCUGAGCAACAUGAGGAAGAAACUGGGUCUGCUGAGGAUGGAGGAACCAGAGGACGAGAUGCUCAUCACAGAACUUAUGCAGACCAUGCAUAACACUGGCGCAGAUUUUACCAACACUUUCCGCAGCUUGAGUCAGAUUUCCUGCCCAACACAGCAGGAGGGGGAAGAUGAAAGUGAGGCUAUAAAACAAGCCGCAGAGCUUCUCCUGCAGCAGUGUGCCUCUCUAGAGGAGCUCAAAGCUGCAAACAGACCCACCAUGGAUCCACGUGAACUUGCAAUGCUACUGUCCAUGGCUCAGAGUAACCCUGCACUGUUCCAGAUGAUUUCGGACAGGAAGACGGUCGCCCGGCAGCUGGAAAGGCUCUCAAGGUUGAAGGAGCUGAUGGACACCACUGCAGAACAACUGAGCGCCAAACAGACUGAAGACUGGUCCCGCUGGAUCAAAAAAUACAGGCAGCGGCUUGCUCGUGAGUCUGAGUCAGGGGUUGAUGUGACAGAUCUGCAGAAGGAGAGAGUACAUGUGAUGAACAACAACAACCCAUAUGUGGUACUCAGAAACUACAUCGCCCAGAAUGCAAUAGAGGCAGCUGAAAAUGGUGACUUCUCAGAGGUCCAGAGAGUUCUGAAAGUGUUGGAAAAGCCGUUCUCUGUGCAGGAAGGUCUUGAAAAGCCAGGCUGGGUGGGAAGAGGAGGAGUGGCGGAUUCAGGAGAAAGAGAUGAGACCGGAGAAGAAGGGAAUACUUCAGGAGCAGAGGCUCGAGUACUUGUCCCAUAUGACAGCAAGCCCCCCAUAUGGGCCAAUGAGAUCUGUGUCACCUGAUCAUCAUAAAACCUUCAUGACAACUAACCUGCUCAUUUAAGUGGAAUAAUCCUGCAGAAGCUGGUUAGGUGUCAGUGAAGGUAUUAAAUGAGGCAUUAAACUCCUGUCCACCAGUUAAAAACAUGCAGUAAGAUAAUGUGUUGUGGGCUAAAUGAAAAUCCAGCAGGUUUAUCGCUGUAUAUUUGACUGGUUGCAAAUGAUGACUUAGACCACCAGUCUAACCAUGACCGGUCUCAAGUCUGAAAGAUGGAAGUUAUGCCUUUAUAUAAAAUGACUGUUACUUUCAAGUGAAACGCACAAGCCCUUGAUCAACCAAGCUCCAAAGCCUAAACGCACAAACAGAUGUAAUCGUUUACCUAAAGGUUCUCACUUUAAAUCAUGUAGUUAUAAGUACGUAGAAUUGAUUUAACACAUAAUCCAUGUGUAGCUGAAAUAGUCUAUUAAUCAGCAACUACAUUUACUUGUAAAUAGUAACUUGACUGAACGUAUUUUAUUUUCAGUUAAGUGCUUUAAGUUUCCUUACCACACCGCUUCACCCAAUUCAUUUUUAAAGUGUAAUUGGAACAUGCAUAAAUCAUUUUACAUUUAACACUUGAAAUGCCAUUUUGAUUUUGUUCAAAAUGUAAUUAACAGAAUUUUAAUGUCUUUCAGCAUAGUUUCAACAACUGUGAAGAAAUUUUCAGACAUUAUUUAUAAAAUUUUUAAGAUAAAGUACUAAUUUAAUAAACAUAACAAAUAGCA